UUGGAAGAAGCAGCAUAGGGAACAAACUUUUCUCUCUUGGCUGCUGCCUUUCGGACUUUUCCACAUUUCAUCAGGGAGCUCGGUGUUUACAGAGGGACGAUAAUUUGUUGGUUUUAUUAGUUCCAGAGUAGUUUUUUUUUUUUCUCAGCCUGUUUGUUGUCCUUUGAAUUUUUUAACUGAUUAUUUCUCCACUGCUUGAGCUUUGAAGAAGGCGUGACCGCACAUCUGAAAUCCUUCCAAACUUUAGCAGCAGCUCUUCUCCAGCUCAAUGGGAGUGUGAGGACUCAAACACACAUACAUUAUACACACACACACGCACAUGCACACACACACACACACACAGACACAAACACACACACACACACACACACACACCCACACACACCUGUUGCUGAGGAUUCCCCGGGAUUGCAGUCAUGGGCAUCUGCGUCACUGCUGCUUGAGGGAAUCUGUGCAGUCUGUGCAGCUGUUAUCUGCCGGCGGCCUCGCUGAAUGUUACAGUAGACGCUGACCUGCCAGCCAAAGGAUAGAGGGGGGAGAUGUCAUCCUACUACCCACGCACCAAGGACCUGACUCGCACCAGGAAGUCACUGACUGAGUCACCACCGUCCUCUCCGUCCCCUACAGACAAAAACUACAGACAUGAAAGACUGUCAAGGUACGACUCGAGUGGGGAGAGCGCCACGGACAAACCCGUGGGCCGCACCGGCUCGUACACGAGGAGAGAGACGAGGCUCGCCGCUCUGAACCGACAGGAGCAAGACUCCACCGCUAAAGACUACAAGAAGAUGUACGCAGAGGCCUUGCAUGAGAACGAGAGGCUCAAGUCCAGGCUGCAGGACAGCAAGCAGGAACUGGUCAAGAUCCGUUCCCAGCUGGAGAAAGUCACCCAGAGGCACGACAGAAUAUCAGAGAGAUCCACGGCGCUCGAUAUGGAGAAAAGGGAAAAACAAGCUCUUGAGAAAAGAGUGUCAAACAUGGAGGAGGAGAUAAAGCAGGACGCCCCACUGCGGUUCCGCUGUGGGUACCAGCCCUGAGAGCAGGCUGUCUCAGGGGGAGGGGGGAUGAUCUUAACAGAGCUGAAGUCAGACAACCAGAGGCUGAAGGAUGAGAACGGGGCUCUCAUCCGGGUCAUCAGCAAACUGUCCAAAUGAAAACAGCGAUGUCUGACACUCCUGUUCUGUCUGUGGACACUCCGGCCUUGAUGCGAUACGGCAGAGUAAUUAUCCACAAUGUCCCAAGUUGUGGCUCCUCUCCCAGUUAUGGAAGUAAAUUAAUGGUUGGGACUUUGUUAGAUUUGUAAAAAAAAAAAAAGACAUAACUUUACUUCACAUCAACCAAACAGGGACCAGUUGUACUGUUUGAACAACCAGUUCAAACAAAUCCAGGGGUUUGCAUGAAUGUCUGAUAUUAUACUACUCACACGUCACAUUGAGACGUCACGUUUGUUUGCGCACCACUGAAAAGUACUUUAAUGUUGUCUUAAUUGCGAAAGCGAGAAGCCAAUUAUUCAUCAUCAUUUAACCAUGCUAUUUUUUCCCCCCACGCCGAACUGGCAGAUACAUUUGAAUAAUCUGAAUUUUUAAUCAUAAUACGUGACCGUACCAAGUAAAAAACGAGACCCAGCCAAGAUGCUGUGGUUCCAGAAGCAUUAACUAGAAUAUAAAUCCACCGAGGCAUCCGAGUGUUCGACCACUGAAGCCAGCACAGCUGUAAGAUGCAACUCACUGGAUGUUUUUUCCAGACAAGGAAUGUAUUAAAACAAUCUCCAGACGUUUUUCAUAUAUAUAUAUAUAUAUAUAUAUACAUAAUACAUCAUUUCCAAAUUUUUACUCCAGAUAAUAAGAUGCAUGUUUUGGCUUAUCAACUAACUCAGGUUUGUCACUCAGCUGUGCCUGCUCACCCCCCUCAGCUCCACUUUAAUUCAAAUUUUAUAACCAUGAACUCGACCUCCCUUUCAGAAACAUCUCAUAGAGACAAUAUUGAUGUUUUCUGAGAGUUUUUAUGGUUCAAGUAUCGAAGUUUCAGGGCCCUGGAAUAUAUUCAUACAGUUUUCAUCACAGCAGCAGAUCUGUACAACAUUUCAGGUGACAUUUCAGUCGCAUUUAUUUCUUUUGGAUCAUGUUCAGAGUAACGUCCACGCUGUAUUCGGUAUUUGGAGAGGACUGUAUGUUAGCACUGAAAGGCAGAGCACUGGCUGUAUGCACUUUGUUUAGAGCGGACGUCGCAGAUCUUUCAUCACUAGCAGCGCAUUAUAACAUGAUUUAGCUUUUGCCAGAUUCUGUUCAUCAGUUCUGUCCCUUUUCGUUUUGCUCGUCCUUCAUUUUUUUUUUCUGUAAUCCAAUGGCUCGGCUUCAAACAGCAGGAUAGCUACACAUAGGAGUGUGUGCGAGAGAGAGAGAGAGAGAGAGAGAGAGAGAGAGAGAGAGUGAGUAUGUUCUGUGUUUUGUGUUGUAACAGAGAUAUAUUUAUUUAUUUAUGCAUUUCUUAGUUUUAAUCUUUGUACUUUGUUUUAGUACCUUUUUCGAAAGAAACGCGCCGGUUGUUGUGGUUGACCUUUUGGCCAUCUCUCUCGUCUUGUUAGGUGAUGAAAAAAAAAAACAAAUACCAAAAUCAAGACACACGCUGUGAAAUCACUGCUGACAUUUUAGUCUCCGUAAUAUUGUGCAAUCUUAAAUAUCAAGCACAAUCCGGAGUUUUCAAGGGAUAAACUGUUCCUCUCCAUGAUACAGUGCAUUUUGACAUAACUCUGUUGUGCAUAUGAUAUUGCCACAAUUAAUUUAAUGACUUGUUGAGUUGCCAGUUUAUUAGACACACAUGUAAUACAGUCCAACCCUACAGACCUGCAAUACAUCAUAACUCUAAGAAGCUUAUCAGCUCUUCAGGUCGUUUACAUUAGAUAACCUACACUGGUGCUACUGUAUUGUUCAGUAUUUGGGGAUCAGACAAUGUUUGAACAAUAAGAAAAGCGUUCACUCUACUUAAGGGUGCAAUAUAUAAGAAUUAAUACCUCUGCUGCUAACUGUAGCUGCCGUUAGCUAGUGAGCUCCAUUAGCCAUUGUAGCGGUCAUUUGCUCACUGAAGCCUGAAGUAUCGGUGAGUGUUGGUGCUGUUUACUAUCCGAAAAUCACCUCUUGAGGUACAAAAUGGCUCGAGGCUAGCUGGUUAGCAUCAUAACUUUGAAAAAAAAACCUCAGCAACACAAUAAACUGACAUCUUUGACAGAAUUAUGUUAGAACUUCAGAUUCUGUUGAUGAUUUUAGUUAAUUUUUUUAAAGGUUUUAAACAAAAACAUUUUUUUCUUUAAGGGUAAGAAAUACAAUAACACCAUGAAAGCCACCGUGUAGUUUUUUUUUUUUUAAAUGGAGUGCAUAUAAUAGACCAUAUUUGCAUGGCAGUCAUUUGUUGGAAGCUUGAAGAAGCAUUCCAAGUUGCAAACCAAAAAACAUGGGGGAAUCUGACUAUUUGUUAUCAUUUCACCACUUCCCGAUUUAUCAGCAACUGAAAAGACAUUGGGAAGUGAAGAUCGGGCCAUAUUUCAAGUUAAAGCAGCAGAUUUGAUUACCCCUUAGCUAACAUUAACACGCUUUAAACCACUUCCUAGCUAACAUCACUGCUUGACUUCAUAUCUUAAUAUCCAGUGAGUUUCACAUCCAGGCUUAAAAAUAUACAUUGAUAUUUUGGAAUAAAAGUACGCCCUUUCUAUCAUUUCUUGUUACACUGUCAAACAGUCAUAUAAGCCAGGAAGUGGUUGAAUGCUGAAGUUAGCUGUUGUCUACUGGAAGCAAACAGAUAUUUUGUUUUACUUUGAAAGAGGGCCAGAUUUCCCUCCAAAUUUUUUUAAAUAUGACUUGGAACAUAGGAGUGCAGACUGUGAGCUGACUAUAAAAUGGCCGCCACGUGAAUAUAGUCUACAGAGUGCUGUCAAUUUCAUUGUAAUCAAAAAAGUACGUUAUUUAUGUAUCUUAGUAUCUUCAAUGUGUGAAAACAGCCAGAGUCAGCUUUACAUUUGCAUUAAAGUACCUUCAGUUGUCACAAGUGAUGAGCAGGUGUGUCUCGUACUAGAAUGAUUUUGAUAUCUGUCUCCUCGCCACUUAACGUGUGAGCUGACCAAAGUCCCGGCUUUUGAUGUAAUCUUUUCGGAAAUGUGAUGCGGGGCGGCGAGCUUUUAACACAAGUGUUUCUUUGUUCACGUUGAGUAAAUAAAAAUAUAUGUCAGCUGCAGUAUUUUCUACAUGUGCCGUAGAUGUAUUGAACUACGCAGUGUAUUGUGUUGAAACGUGUUGAUGAUGA
Molecule: messenger RNA, 4293 nt
Organism: Acanthopagrus latus (yellowfin seabream)
Lineage: Eukaryota; Metazoa; Chordata; Actinopteri; Spariformes; Sparidae
Product: protein phosphatase 1 regulatory subunit 12B-like
Exons: 8
Coding region: 540-1037 (165 amino acids)
Cellular component (GO): A band; cytoplasm; Z disc
Molecular function (GO): protein kinase binding; enzyme inhibitor activity; phosphatase regulator activity
Source: RefSeq, a predicted model, not a curated record